Molecule: messenger RNA, 1037 nt
Organism: Magnolia sinica
Lineage: Eukaryota; Viridiplantae; Streptophyta; Magnoliopsida; Magnoliales; Magnoliaceae
Product: exocyst complex component SEC5B-like
Exons: 1
Coding region: 13-570 (185 amino acids)
Source: RefSeq, a predicted model, not a curated record
GAGAAAGAGGAAAUGUCGAGCGAUAGUGAGGAUGACGAGCUGUUGCAGAGGGCUCUGCGAGAGCAAGACCAAAUUGCUGCGAAGCCACCACCUCCCCCCUUUCUCAACGACAGUAGGAAGAACAAGAAGCCUUCCCGCGGUGGGGCCGACGACGACGACGAUUCUGAUUUGGAGAUUCUCAGCAUCUCAUCUGGUGACGAGGAUCAGUCUUCCAAGGACAAUGCAGCCAGGAACAAUCGCGGUCGUGGGCCCGCCUCAAGGAAAGGUGGAGGUGGAGAGAGGGACGCUGAUCGUGGUGCGACUGACGAUGAGCCCAGUUGUUGGAAGCGGGUCGAUGAGACUGAGGUAUGCGCUUCUUAUGAACGAAAUUCAGCUGUCUGUUCUGUUUCAUGUGCCUGGAUGAAGAUCAAGAUGGUCUAUUCGUCAGGUGGGCCUCAUUUGCUGAUCAAAUGUAGAACGUUUCUUUGUUACACCCAGUGUUCGAAAUAUCGGUAUCGCGCAAUGUAUUGCAACCUUGGGAUACAGAUACGUAUUGGUUAUCGCACGGGAUAUAUCGUUUGUAUCGCGUAAUUUAUUGCACUUUUUGGGAAACAUGGGGAAACAUUGGCAAAAUGGUUGAAUUUUUUUUAUGAAACUUCAAGGAUUAUUUAAAAAGACUUUAAUUCACACUUUUAAAUAAUAAAAUCUCAAAAAAGAAGUGCACAUAAUAAAUUUCCUUUGUAUAAGGUCCUAAGUUAUGUGUUAUCUGAUUGAACUAAGGUAAAUAUAUUCAAAUAUGAUGCAUAACAUUUUUAAAUGUAUAAAGAUAUAUAUGAAAACAUAACCAAUGCAUUCAAAAGUAAAAGAUAUAGUGAAAUUAGAAAACAUACCUAUCAAUGAUGUGUGUAUUCAAUAUCCAACCCGGCCAUCCGUUUUGCCAUAUCAUUUUAAGACAUUAUCCAAAAAAUGAAGUAGAUCCAAUAAUCAAGGGGACCAUACCAUAAGAAACAAUGGUGAUUGACCAUUAGUGUGCCACAAAAGUUUUGGAUCAAGCUGAU